Messenger RNA from Magallana angulata, 719 nucleotides. RefSeq lists its product as uncharacterized. The transcript is spliced from 2 exons. The record is from RefSeq and is a predicted model, not a curated record. The coding region runs from base 99 to 443 and encodes 114 amino acids. Lineage: Eukaryota; Metazoa; Mollusca; Bivalvia; Ostreida; Ostreidae.
AUCUCAAUCAGCAGACUACAGGAGUAUUCGACGUUUAGUAUUGCAUCAAGCCAAGUGGGAAAAAUUGUACCCGCCUAUUUCCGAUAAGCGGAUUAUAAAUGUCUCGGAGUCCCCAACUCAAAGUCAGCAUUUCGGAAAAAUCUCACUGCCAGGCAAGGAUGAAGUUAUCAAUGGUCCAGACGAUGACAGCCCUGUCUCUUGUUCUGCUUCUGGUGUCAACCACGUGGGCCUACCCUUCACAGAUCCUAGGAAACAGACUCAAACGUUCAAGUUUCUCACUGGACGCCUUCCAAAUCACAAAGUGUUCCAUGAGCGAAGCGGUGAACACGAUUUGCUACGUCUGCGGAAGGACUUACGACAGUAUGGAAAUUUACAGUCAGUGUUGUGCCGCAAAUGACGCAAACUUAGUAGCUUUCUGCGAAGGAGUGUUCAACACAAGAUAGUGAACAGCAAGACAGUUUAUAUUUCAAAAUCUCGAAAGAUCUCAUCUUCCAAAUUGAAAACACUUCAAAUGAAUCUCUAGGACCUAUUUACAUGCAUCCCGAGUAAUGAGGUUGUUCCCCAGUUUUACUUGCGAUUGUGUGCUGCGUUUUAUGAACUUAUUUUUGAAUUAUUAUUGAGGAUUUGUAUCUUUAUUAAAGAUACCUACAAUCUUGCAUAUAUAUUUUUUAUAUAUUUUGUUACACAAUAAACAUUUUUUGCAAAUCUCUAGUUAAAAA